UAUAUGUGACAUCUACUUAAGGCAGUUGGUCCUCCAAAGAGAAGUCAUGGCGGAGAAAGGAGCAGAAGGAUCCGCUAAACCUUUACUAACAGCGGCAGAAAAACAGCUCCUCCGCCGCCGAGAGGAGCUCGACUACUGGAAGAAAAACGCAGCGCGGCUCCGGAGCCGAAACCUGCGGACCGGCCUGGCGAUCGGAGCGUUUGUGGUCGGCAUGUUUAGCUACACCAUCCUGUCCGUCAAACAGGAGAGAAUCAUAGAGGAGCUGGAUGAUGAGGCCAAGAUCCACAUCAUCAGAGGGCCACGGACCGGCGCCAACUCCUGAUGAUACUGACCAUGAUCUGUCCUGGACUUACUGUACCCUGGCCCCUAACCACAGGGUGGGGGGGCCUUAAGUGUGACUCCUAUAGAACGUAUGGUGACAUCACACUGAGGGGCAUGUGAUGAGUCAUGUCUCCUGAGCUUCUCAUAUCUAAGACACAUACCACCUACCACUCAAUUCAUUUAGAGAUGUUACAGAUUGUUUCUUUUCUGUUUGAAAUGCUGUAAACUAUUUUGUGAAUAAAAUUUACUUAGGAAAGUAGUCAAUCAUGUUGCCUUGACAUGUUGUGGAAAAAACUGUAGCGUUAAUUUUACAUGAUCAUAAUUUCCAAAUAAAUUCCAAAUUUUUGAGAAAUCUCCUCAAAAUAACUAUUUAACUUGGAAUUGAACAUUUUCUUGAGGCAAGUGUAAACAUAUCCAUAACCACAGAGAGUAAAGUUUCCAAUAACACAUAAAUAAUAAAUAAAUUAUACUUGAGUUUAAA
Micropterus salmoides (largemouth bass) is the source of this 802-nucleotide messenger RNA. Its product is annotated as cytochrome c oxidase assembly factor 3 homolog, mitochondrial. The coding region runs from base 47 to 322 and encodes 91 amino acids. Gene Ontology annotation, biological process: mitochondrial respiratory chain complex IV assembly. Gene Ontology annotation, cellular component: mitochondrial inner membrane. The transcript is spliced from 2 exons. Lineage: Eukaryota; Metazoa; Chordata; Actinopteri; Centrarchiformes; Centrarchidae. The record is from RefSeq and is a predicted model, not a curated record.